Molecule: messenger RNA, 994 nt
Organism: Paramormyrops kingsleyae
Lineage: Eukaryota; Metazoa; Chordata; Actinopteri; Osteoglossiformes; Mormyridae
Gene: rpp25l
Product: ribonuclease P/MRP 25 subunit-like
Biological process (GO): tRNA 5'-leader removal
Cellular component (GO): ribonuclease MRP complex
Molecular function (GO): RNA binding
Source: RefSeq, a predicted model, not a curated record
AUUUUACGACUUUAUUUACAGCACUUCACGGCAGUUGUAAAAGGUUGGUCAUACUGAUGGUUAGUUAAGUUUUACAUGAGGUUGGGAUCUGUGUUUCAUGCUGAAGAGGCUGGAAAGACUUAGACCCCCAUGGAAAAUUACUGCAAGGCCCGCACGGUGGAGCAGCCGUGUCCCUGUCCGUUCCCUGGGCUGCCCAGUGACACCCCUGAAGUGCGCGUGAAAGACGGCAGCAAGAUUCGCAACUUGAUGGGCUUCGCCGUGGGUCGCAUGGACGUCGAGGCCGUCCGCUGCAUCCUGUUCUCGGGGACCGGCCGGAGCGUGGCGAAGGCCAUCACGUGCGUGGAGAUCCUGAAGCGGCGCGUGAAAGGACUGCACCAGCACACACACCUCCUCUACCAUACCGUGCAGGAGAUAUGGGAGCCGCGAGAGCCCGACGCCAGCCUGGACACACUCACCGUGAGCAGGAAUGUGCCGGCCAUUUGGGUGCUGCUUUCCAAAGACCCGCUGGACCCCACACGACCCGGAUACCAGGCCCCUGGCAGGAUUGAUACUCUCUGGGCACAGGCUGCCAAAGAAGAGGAGGCGGAGCAUAAGCAGGGGUCCAGGAGGAAGAGAGGAGGAGGAGGAAGAGGAGGAGGUGGUAGUGGAAGGGGCAAGGGGGGCUCUGCUCGGCAGGGGGUGCGUUGGGAAGGUGGUAAAGUGCAAAAACAAGGACUGCAGCACCGAUGAACCCCCUCUCCCCCCACAUCGUGUCCCUGACUGUCCAGAAUGACCAAACUGUGCAUGAAACCCUCGUGGUGUUUCUAAGACUAAUGAGAAAUGAAUGGUAAGAUGGUGCACAGAAUGAUGUAUUGGGUGACAAAGAUCUCGCCUCAAAAGUAACAGCAAAUAAGUAAAUACUUGGCUAAUAAUACUGCUUUGUGGCCAAACAAGAAAUCUAGUGUAUUUAAUUUUUUUUUUUACUCCUUGCUGAAAUAAACAUUUGAUAAUUGAA